Mobula hypostoma (lesser devil ray) is the source of this 1548-nucleotide messenger RNA. Its product is annotated as platelet endothelial aggregation receptor 1-like. The transcript is spliced from 11 exons. The record is from RefSeq and is a predicted model, not a curated record. NCBI's taxonomy places the organism in Eukaryota, Metazoa, Chordata, Chondrichthyes, Myliobatiformes, Myliobatidae. Bases 1 to 1548 code for a protein of 515 amino acids.
AUGGGCGGAGACAAUGCUGGAGAACUUUGUGACCCGGGAUUUUAUUGCAAGAAGGGAGCAAAGAGUGCAACACCUCUUGAUGGCGUUACAGGUGACAUUUGUCCUGUUGGUCACUAUUGCCCAUCGGGUUCUGCUGUGCCAACACCAUGUGAAAAUGGGAAAUUUGUGAACCAUACAGGGGCAGAAGAAUGUUUCACCUGCCCUGAAGGAUACCAGUGCACAAGCAGAGAGGAAGCUGAACCUUGCCCCCAAGGUGCAUACUGUCCAAAGGGUACUGGUGUAUCUCCCCAACCUUGCCCUGUUGGAACAUUUGGAGCAUCCCAGGGACUGACGAAGAUAUCUGACUGUACUCCAUGUCUUGGUGGUUCCUACUGCAGUAGCCUAGGCCUAACACAAACUGAAGGCCCCUGUGAUCCUGGAUUUUAUUGUGUAUCUGGAGUUAAUUCUCCACAUCCCUCCAUGCAUGUCAAUCAUACAGGGAAUGGUGGAGAAUGCAGUGCGGGUGCCUACUGUCCCAGAAAUUCUACGCUACCUAUACCGUGCCCACCUGGAACCUACAACUCUGAAACAGGUCAGAGUAUCUGCCAAAAGUGCUUAGCUGGUUAUUUCUGUUUGGGUGGUCUUUCCAACCCAUAUCCACUACAAUGCCUGUCAGGAUAUUACUGUCCAGAAUGCACCCGCUUUGCGAAUGAAUUUCCAUGUCCUUCUGGGACCUAUGGUAGUUUGCCUGGCCUACAAAGCUCAGCUGGAUGUUUGCCUUGCCCUCCAGGUCAGUUCUGUGAAGGAAAUGGUUUGAGUUCACCCAGUGGGAACUGCUCUGAAGGUUGGUUUUGUACUGGAGGCGCAUCCACAAGCAGGCCCUUGUGUUCAGGUGACUUUUUAAACAGUUCCAAUUGUGGCAACCCGGAAAGUGUUUCCCCAGGAAAUCGUUGCCCUUUAGGGUCAUUCUGCCCUGAAGGGUCCUCUCUCCCGCUAAUCUGUACAGCAGGGUACUACUGUGAUCAAUAUGAGCUUGCCGAUCCAACAGGGCCUUGUGAUGCAGGGUAUUAUUGCCCUAUUGGCAGCACUGAUCGUGCUCCAGACCAAUUCAAGUGUAUUGCAGGGCAUUACUGUCCUGAGGGUUCAGCAUUGCCUGUACCAUGCCCUGAAGCAACAUAUUCCACAACAGCUGGGAACAAAGCAUUGGACAACUGCCUGCCAUGCACACAAGGUGUUGAUUGUCCAGUUGGCUAUUACAGCAAUAAAACUGGUUUGACAUCUCCAGAUGAUUGCACCAUUUGUGACCCUGGGUUUUACUGCAAUCGCCCUGGGAUGACAUCACCCCAAGGUCCAUGUGCAGCGGGGCACUACUGUAAACUGGGUGCUCAAACACCUAAUCCAAACAAUGGGACUGAAGGACUCCUCUGCCCUGCUGGCUACUAUUGUACAACUGGAACAACAAGACCAGCCCCUUGUCCAAUUGGGACCUACAAUCCUUCAAAAGUUGAAUCAGAGAAGUGGUUCUGUGACUGGCCACUAGUAGAUCUAUGUGAAGACAUUUACAAGUGA